UUGAGUCUGUUUCUAGCCCCUUCCCGCCUGUUCACCACCACCAUGACCUCGGGCAUUCGUGCUCCUUUCUUCCUGCUGCUACUUCUAGCAAGUCUAAAAGGUUUUCUUGCCCUUCCAAGUCAGGAAAAUAGUGUCACCUCAUCUCAGGACACCAGCAGUUCCUUAACAUCGACUACCACUCCAGUCCACAGCAGUGACUCAGACUCAGCCACUACACCUCCAGGGGACUCCACCAGCUCUCCAGUCCACAGUAGCACCUCUUCCCCAGCCACCAGCCCUUCAGAAGACUCCACCAGACCUCCAGUAGUCCUCAGUGGUACCUCUUCAGCUCCAGCCACCACAGCUCCAGUGGACUCUGCCAGUUCUCCAGUAGUCCACGGUGGCACCUCGUCCCCAGCCACCAGCCCUCCAGACCACAGUAUCACUUCUUCUCCAGUCGCCAGAGCUCCCGAAGACUCUACCACUACUGCAGUCCUCAGUGGCACCUCGUCCCCAGCCACCACAGCUCCAGUGGACUCCACCAGCUCUCCAGUAGUCCACGGUGGCACCUCGUCCCCAGCCACCACAGCUCCANGUGGCACCUCGUCCCCAGCCACCACAGCUCCAGUGGACUCCACCAGCUCUCCAGUAGUCCACGGUGGCACCUCGUCCCCAGCCACCACAGCUCCAGUGGACUCCAUCAGCUCUCCAGUAGUCCACGGUGGCACCUCGUCCCCAGCCACCAGCCCUCCAAGGCACUCCAGCAGCUCUCCAGACCACAGUAGUGCCUCUGUGCAAACCACCAAGGCUGUAUCAGACUUAGGUAGCACUCCAGUCCACAAUGGCAUCUCAGUCACAACUCCCAGCUCUGCACUGGACUCAGCCACCAGUCCAGAUCAUGGUGGUACCUCAACUACAACUAACAGCUCUGAAUCGGAUUUGGCCACCGCUCCAGUUUACAGCAGCACGCCAUUCUCUACUACCAAGGUGACGUCAGGCUCAACUAUCAUCCCAGACCACAGUGGCUCCUCGGUGCUACCUACCAGUUCUGGGUUGGGCUCAGCUACCAGUCCAGUCCACAAUACCUCUGCAAUAACUACGACUCCAGUCAGCAAUGGCACUGAGCCUUCAGUGCCAAGUCAGUACCCUGUUUCUACUACCAUGGCCAGCACUACUGCCAGCAGCUCUUACUAUAGCACAGUACCAUUUUCUACCUUCUCCAGUAACAGUUCACCCCAGUUGUCUGUUGGGGUCUCCUUCUUUUUCUUGUCUUUGUGCAUUCGUAACCACCCAUUUAAUUCUUCUCUGGAAGACCCCAGCUCCAACUACUACCAAGAACUGAAGAGGAACAUUUCUGGAUUGUUUCUGCAGAUUUUUAACAGAGAUUUUCUGGGGAUCUCUACCAUCAAGUUCAGGUCAGGCUCCGUGGUGGUAGAAUCGACUGUGGUUUUCCGGGAGGGUACUUUCAGUGCCUCUGGCGUGAAGUCACAGCUUUUGCAGCAUGAGAAGGAGGCAGAUGACUAUAAUCUGACUAUUUCAGAAGUCAAUGUGAAUGAGAUGCAGUUCCCUUCCUCUGCCCAGUCUCGGUCUGGGGUACCAGGCUGGGGCAUUGCCCUGUUGGUGCUGGUCUGUAUUUUGGUUGCUUUGGCUGUCGUCUAUUUCCUUGCCCUGGCAGUGUGCCAGUGCCGCCGAAAGAGCUAUGGGCAGCUGGACAUCUUUCCAACCCAGGACACCUACCAUCCUAUGAGUGAAUACCCUACCUACCACACUCACGGACGCUACGUGCCCCCUGGCAGUACCAAACGUAGCCCCUAUGAGGAGGUUUCGGCAGGUAAUGGCAGUAGCAGUCUCUCUUAUACCAACCCGGCUGUGGCAACCACUUCUGCCAACUUGUAGGAGCAAGUUCACCCCACCCACUCGGGGCAGCUGCGGCAGUCGGCUCCCUCAGUGGUCACUGCCAGACCCCUGCACUCUGAUCUGGGCUGGUGAGCCAGGACUUCUGGUAGGCUGCUCACAGCCUUCCUCUGAGGCUCAACUCUGUAAGCCUGGUGAAGCCCAGCCCUGCCCGGAGGUGGGGGUGGGGAGGGGAACUGGAGUAGUGGUGGCUCUCAGAAGGACUGGCAUGGAAAACUGGAGACAGGGAUGGGAACCCAAACAUAGCUGAAUAAAAG
Messenger RNA from Mus pahari (shrew mouse), 2150 nucleotides. It is a transcript of the gene Muc1, whose product is annotated as mucin 1, cell surface associated. NCBI's taxonomy places the organism in Eukaryota, Metazoa, Chordata, Mammalia, Rodentia, Muridae. The transcript is spliced from 7 exons. The coding region runs from base 43 to 1875 and encodes 610 amino acids. The record is from RefSeq and is a predicted model, not a curated record. Gene Ontology annotation, cellular component: apical plasma membrane.